Molecule: messenger RNA, 676 nt
Organism: Somion occarium
Lineage: Eukaryota; Fungi; Basidiomycota; Agaricomycetes; Polyporales; Cerrenaceae
Source: the annotation of a GenBank genome assembly
GCAGGAACCUUACACUCAAGCUGUUGUUUGCGACGUUUUUCAUCUUCUCAGUAUGCCUCGUAACGCAUCUACAUCCACUCGGCCCCAACGCGCUACUGCUCGCAGGAGCUUGCCCGAGGCUGCUCCGUCUCCGCGUCAAAGAAUGACAAUGAGCCAGAAGGAAACUCUAUUAGACGUCUUUCGCGUCAAUGAUUCUCCAUCUCCAGAGAAGAUGAAAGAGUUGUCUGUAGCGUUAGAUGGCUUCCCAGUGGAUAAGAUAGAACGUUGGUUCAGAACCCAGCGCCAUCUCGCGGGGAAAGAUGCUAUGAAGAACGCUUCGCAGGACGGAUUGGGCUAUGACCAUCUGGGCUUACCCAGCCGGGACGUACCAUCGUCGCCAUCUAGUUGCACUGAUAGCAUACUUGUCCUCACGCCUCCGGCCACGCAUGCCUCGCUUUCACAUGUGGACUCGUUCCCCAAAGGGCCUCCGUCUCCUUUGGCGGACGCAGAGGCAGUCGACGCGCUUCUCUACUUCCAUCAAAAUCCUGUGAUGUUUGCAAAGAUCGAUGAGGUUGCGUUUGCUUGAAUUGCUUAGGAUGUACAUAUAUUGCAUGUAGGUCUGCAGGUUCAGACAGAGUGGGUUAUGAUAUUGUCUGGAUGUAUCGGAUACGCGAGAGAAUACACAGAGUUGAUUGGA